AUGUUUGUGAUUAUUCGCUUUGUUGUUUCAGUUUACAGUCUAGGAUGUAUGGGAAAAAUUUGUCAGGGCAACAGAAAAAAUGAAUUGAUUGGGUGUAAUGGCGAGUUUUGUGGCGAUUUCAGGAGUAAAAGACGAGAUGGACAACUUUUGGAAGGCGUUGAUGUAAAGUGUUCGGCUCAAAAUGAAGUUUAUGCACCAUUUGAUGGUGACUUGUAUUUCUGGAGACCAUUUGGUAAUCAUGAAAACUAUGAAUGUGCUAAUGAGGGAGCACGAAUUGAAGGAGUUGGUCAGUGGCAAGGCUACUACGUGCUUAUCGCUUCAAUAUCGCUUGACAUAUUUGGUGGACGCGUGAGAAAAGGUGAGCGUAUUGGGACUGCAAGAGAUUAUCGCUGCAUAUACAUUGAUGAUGAGGGUGAUCCAUAUAUUAGAUUACAACUGUUUAAACAAGGACGACCUAUAGACCCUACUUUCCAUCUUCGAAACUGUAUGUGUACUGGACAAAUUUGUGAAUCAAAUCCCAAAAAUGAGCUACUAGGACAACCAUUCAAGCACGAUAGCCGAUAUAACGCAGUGCGCGGCUGGGACAUUAAAUGCCCUAAAAUUGAAAGUAAUGAUGAAGAAGAAUUACGAGUUCCAGAUAUCUACUCUCCAAUUGAUGCGAAAAUAAUCGGUCGAACUCGCUUGUACGCCAUUCAAGGUGUUUACACAGGUUGUGAUAACAAUGGUGUAGUACUUGUCGGGACCGGUGACUGGACUGACUACGAAGUUGUAUUAUACAAUGUACGCUAUCGGGAUCAACUACUUGGCUCCCGACAUGUCAAGCAAGGAGACUUGGUAGCUACUAGAUUGGAUUGCGAAGAUUCACCAGAUUCAGUUUUCAUGGAAGUUCGUUAUCGCGGUAUCGUUGUUGAUAUAAGCGAAAUGAUCUCAGCAAAAAUGUGUCGCAUGCCUGAAUUCUUGCUCAGAUAA
Messenger RNA from Thelazia callipaeda (thelaziosis nematode), 969 nucleotides. NCBI's taxonomy places the organism in Eukaryota, Metazoa, Nematoda, Chromadorea, Rhabditida, Thelaziidae. The record is from the annotation of a GenBank genome assembly.